Messenger RNA from Rhipicephalus microplus (southern cattle tick), 1073 nucleotides. RefSeq lists its product as uncharacterized. NCBI's taxonomy places the organism in Eukaryota, Metazoa, Arthropoda, Arachnida, Ixodida, Ixodidae. The record is from RefSeq and is a predicted model, not a curated record.
UCGCAGAGGUUCGCAGCGCACAGCUGUCCGGAGUGCAUGUGGCAUAGAGUUCGAGCGAAUGGCGUACGCCUAUAAUUUCCACAAAUGGCACAUCUCGUAUUACUCCCCCACAUGACGAGCUCGGACGUCCAGCCUCUUAUAUUGCCUCGUUCGACUGUUGUCCCAGCGUGACAAUUGAAUUUGUGUUCCGCCGAAGCCAAUAUGCAAGUUGUAGCGGCACUGGUUGCCCUUUGCUUCGCUGCCGGAGCGUGUGGAAUAGGUCUCUUCAGCCAUCCCGGACGGGGACCACCUGGAUCUGAUGGACCUCCUGGGCUCCUUAGACAUCAGGGAUUCUUUCCAUUUGACCUAUGGAUACCGCCUGGACUUCGGCGCCCCCCGCACAUGCCACCAAAUCCUCCACCGGCACACCCUCUUCCUCCGGCGCAUCCACCUCCAUCAUCACCACCACAACCUGCACAACCUGAAUCGACAACACCUGGCGGAGCAAACACAGAAGCACCGUCUUCUACAGACGCUUCGGUGACAUCGCAGGAUUCGUUGGAGCUAAGCGAAGAAACUACGACGGUCAACAGUCAAACUACAGAUGUCGUCACUGAGGAGAACACCACUGCGACGCCUGGAGAUGGGCCAUCCGAAGAAACCACAGCUGAAUCAACCACCACUGAGACUUCCUCUGAAGGUACAACUGAUGAGGCGACUGCGAGCACCAGUGGCUCGGAUGGUACACCAGAGGCUACUACACAGACGGAAACACCACAGGCUUCAUCAGAGAGCACUGGAGACACUACAACUGGAACAGACACCUCGGCAAGUGCGCCGGAUGCCACUGCUGACACGGGAACAAAUUCUGCCUCCACAGACAGCGGUACGACAGGGGCUGAUACGACUCCGCAAGACUCAAGCCAGCAGGCAGCAUUAGAUGGCUCUACUCUAUGAACACAGAAAUUCUUUCAACUGUUGAUGCAGCUAGUUCAGCUGAUGAAACAAAUACCUUCUGCAAGUGAUAUUUCUCUCAUCCUCGGCAGCAGCAAUAAAGAACAAGGAAAUAAAUAAUCAUGAUUGUGCGGUUUGUA